Dermatophagoides pteronyssinus (European house dust mite) is the source of this 1056-nucleotide messenger RNA. RefSeq lists its product as uncharacterized. The record is from RefSeq and is a predicted model, not a curated record. Lineage: Eukaryota; Metazoa; Arthropoda; Arachnida; Sarcoptiformes; Pyroglyphidae.
GACAGUGGCUGAUAAUAAUGGCUAAGAGAGAUCACCUGGUCUAAAGUAAAGUAUAUCUCCGGUGGAAAUUUACUCAUCAUCAUAGCGCAGCCAUCGUUAGUUGUAUGAUCUCAAUAUGUAUGUUCGCUUUAAUCAAUCAUUACAGCAAUCGAUAGUGACCAGCUAUUCGCACCCGAUGGCCAAAUCAAUCUCGAUCACAAUCUCAAUCCUUAUCUUAGCCUUAUUCAUUGCUCAAUCAAUGGCUAUGGUUACGAACUCAAGAAUUGAGAAAUCAUCUUCAUUGGCCCAACUAAAACAGAAUCCAACAUCAGGUUUAUCAUCAUCAACUAAUAGUCAAAGUCUAAGUGGUAAACCUAGUGGCAGCAGCACAAAUUCGGCAAAUAUAAUAAACAACAGUCCGUCGCAGAGCUCUGGAGCUUUAUUAAAGCCAUUAAUGUCAACAUUCCUGUCAACGACAUCGGCGGGUGGAGUACCAAAUCCAUAUCCGUUCCGAACAAUGAUCGGCAACCUCAUGUUUCGAUUACGACAGCAUAAAACCCAAAUGUUGCUUAUACCAUCAGUCAUACGGAUAGUAUACCAAUACCGUCGACCUAUUGUUGAUGGUCUUUCAUCUGCAUAUCAAUCAUUGGUUGCCGAAAGUCCUGCAUUAGCUUCAUCAGCUUCCGCAGCUGGUUCAAGUGGAGCUCGUAUCUCUGGAUCAUCCGAUACGGACGAUUCAGAACCAAACAAUAACAACGGUGGUCAAGAGUCUGAUCCAAUGAUGACUUCAUCAUCAAAUCCAUAUCUUCAAAUGUUAUUAGCGAGUUCAUCAGGACAUCCGGCCCAUCAGCACCAAGUGCCAAUAUACAAUCUAAUGGCAGCAGCAGCCUACCAGGAAGCUUUACAACAAGCAGCAGCAUAUACAGCAGCUGCAGCAGCGGUACAUCCGCAACCAGUAUCACCUUUGGCUGCCUUAUAUCAUCCAUCUUCCUAUGCACCAUUUGCAUUUGUCUAAUUGAUAUUUUCUCACUUAUUUUCUUUAUUGUUUGGCUAUUAUCUUCCAAUUUCAACAGUGUA